UAAAGAGAUAUAAACAUACUUUUAUUUGCACUGGUAGUAGCACUGAUUAAUUAAUUGAAUUGAUUGUCUCUGAAUAGUCUUUGUGUACUCCUACCCUGCAAAGAGCCUGCAGCAAAAUCGGCGAAGAACAUGUUUCCUUCAAACAAACACAGGCAUAUUUUUAUAAAUGAAACAUCUUCGUGUGCAUAAAUAGAAUCCCAAAUGUCUACUUCGUUUGCAGAAAGCGUUCAAGAUAACAAUACUCUCUGUCAAUGCCUUCAACGUGUAAAUACAUUUCAUAUAUGGUAUAUUGACAUGGUCCCAGCUGGCAUACAAGCGUUUUAAUAGCUUACUUAACUUCAUAUAUUCACCUGCGACAAGAAAAUCGAAAAUGGUUAUUACCUAGCAUUGAUGUGGUUGUAUACGCCAUGAGUGUUGGUUGAUAACAACAUCUGGUGUCACAUUACAUCUAAUAAGAUGUAUAUACCUGAAGUGUCUGCCUUUUCGUUGACAUGGCUAUUUGAUACUGACUGGGCCACACAUUGCAGCAAGAGCUUCGGACAUAAUGAAUUCCAACUGCCAAAGAUGUUUGUUUAUAUGUCUGUCAAUGACAACUCUCGCUACUGUAGCUUUCUAUUGGACAGUUAUUCGAGAUGUGGGUGUGUUCCAAAUCACAACUUUCAAAACAACAAAAGUUGAGGUCUCUCAAAAGCAUCCCCUUGUACUUCAAAGACGAAGUAUGGUCAUUACCUUAACAGACACUCCCCGUGGAGCAACGAAAAGUAUUGUGUGGAUUAGCGUCCCACCCUGGUACAGAGCAGCCAAAUCCUUCGCCCACUGUUACGUUCGUUCGUGUGAAGUAAGUACAGACGAGGCACAUAUUUCAUCAGCUGAUGCUGUGGUUGUCAAUGCUGUUCAUUUGCCUUCAUCAAAACACCCAAACACGGACAGGGACCAGGUGUGGAUUAUGUAUGGAUGGGAAGCACCUCAUCACUAUGCAACAAAAACGAUUUUCCGUCCUGACUGGAAUGGACGUUUUAACUGGACAUUGACGUACCGAUUGGAUUCGGAUAUACCAUUUCCUUACAAUAGGAUAGUGUACACUGGAGGCAGUGUGAAUAUAAGUGAUGUUGUGAGACGGAAAAGCCGAUCUAUUGCUUGGUUUGUAAGCAACUGUGGUACACCCUCAAAGAGGGAAGUGUAUGUUCGAGAACUGCGGAAACAUAUUGAUGUCGACAUUUAUGGCGCCUGCAGAAAUAAUAAGAGUUUUGACUGCCCCAAAGGAAGGUCCUUCGAGUGUCUUGGUCUGUUAAACACCACGUAUAGAUUUUAUCUUUCGUUCGAAAAUUCCCUAUGUAAAGACUACAUCACAGAGAAGUUCUACAACACUUUUAGGACUUCGGCUAUUCCCAUCGUUCGUGGAGGCGCUGACUAUGAACGUCUUCUGCCAGAAGGAACCUUCAUCAACACGGCAUCAUUUGACAGUCCCAAGAGUUUGGCGAACUAUAUCCGAUAUUUGGAGAGGAAUGAGACAGCUAUGGGGGCGAUUUUAGAAAAGAAGCUCAAGUAUGAAUACAUUAAUUCAGAAGGAACAGAUUUUGAUUGGAGGUGUCAGCUGUGUGCCAAGUUACAUAGGAAUACUACGAGAAAAUCAUACACAGAUAUGAAACAUUGGCUUAAGGAUGGACAAUGCCUGGAACAGCCAAAAGAUCUGCCGUAGUGUUUGGGAAUGUACGAAACGUGUCAUAAUCAUUGAGGAUUAAUACAAGAUUUGCACACGAGGCAGUGGGAGUCCCCAGUUGAUUCUUGGAAUACACUAGUUAAAGAACUGACCUUUGUUUGCUCUCUUUGUGUGGUCGUUAGUACACGUGCUCAAGAUCGAGAUGUUGCAUGUGUCGAUGCUGGUGUUUGUGCUGAUUGCGAUGCUGAUGGUCACGCUGGAGGCUAGUGUUAAUACAAAUGCCAAUAUAAAUAUUGACUGUACGAGCUUCAGUCUCAGUCGAAUUGCUGGUGCCUAAUUUUGGUUUCGGGUUCGAAAGAUCGUGACAACAAGCCGAGAGCGGGCGCACCAUUCCUAGAGUGAGUCUCUCCAGCUGCUCCCGAUUUUGGGGCUUUUUUCCCUUUUUAAACCGGUACCUACGUCACAGCUCUGCUCAUUUUCCCAGCUGUCAUUGGUCAACCACCUUUCCCCCCUACACUAGAUCAUUCCAACCAACCCGUGUUGCAUACCAGAAUCCUUAUUAGAUCUUUUGUAAGACGAACUCCUCGAUUCCCCGGAAAAAAAUAUAAGUUAAUUAUAAUAUUUUGAAAUAUCAACAAACGUCCAUAAGUGUCCUUCCUUAAAUGAGUAAAUCACUUGAACCAAUAAUUUAAGCAUUUGUUAGUACUGAGGUCCGGGUUUCAAACCCAGCCAGCUGCCUAAACGUUUACAGUUUGUAUAUUAAAAUGUGUUGAAAACCUAACAAGU
Haliotis rufescens (red abalone) is the source of this 2446-nucleotide messenger RNA. Its product is annotated as glycoprotein 3-alpha-L-fucosyltransferase A-like. Gene Ontology annotation, cellular component: membrane. The record is from RefSeq and is a predicted model, not a curated record. The transcript has 2 exons. The coding region runs from base 545 to 1699 and encodes 384 amino acids. NCBI's taxonomy places the organism in Eukaryota, Metazoa, Mollusca, Gastropoda, Lepetellida, Haliotidae. Gene Ontology annotation, molecular function: alpha-(1->3)-fucosyltransferase activity.